This is a messenger RNA of Aspergillus luchuensis, 1170 nucleotides long. RefSeq lists its product as uncharacterized. NCBI's taxonomy places the organism in Eukaryota, Fungi, Ascomycota, Eurotiomycetes, Eurotiales, Aspergillaceae. The transcript has 2 exons. The record is from RefSeq and is a predicted model, not a curated record. The coding region runs from base 1 to 1170 and encodes 389 amino acids.
AUGCCUCCACCGUCAGUAGAAGACAGGCCAAGCCAUGACACGAUCUCAAUCAUUUAUCCGUCCGACUUCAAGAUUAUUGUCACACGGAAUUACCUAUACUCAAAGGAUAGGACGUACAAGAAGGCAACAUUCAACGUUGACUAUGCCACACUUAUCAACUCGACUCAAUUCUUUCGAGGCUGGUUGGAUAGGAACAGGUUCUCUAUGAAGCCCAAAAACGUCCUUGAACUCGAUGGUUCCAACAUUGUCACUUUUGAGAUCAUACUGCGCAAGCUUCAUAACACUCUAGAACAGAUGAGUGUAGGCGCUGUCUCUUUAGCUGACAUCUGGGACCUGCCGUAUUUAUGCCAAACCUGUCAUGUCGAUUGCAAGGAAUUAACACAAUGGUUCAAGACGUGGUGCGCUCACCAAAAGGACAAGGUCGAGCCAGGAAAAGAGCUGAGCUACUAUCAUGAGGUCUUGAUUCCGAGUUGUGUUUAUAACGAUGCCGAAAUCUUUGCCCAAUCAACGAGGGCCGUGGUAUACCAGAACACUGGGCAUAUUACAGCGCGCAUCCCUAAUGAAUAUAGGAAGCCGCUUGCAGCGCCUCUUAUGCGCCACUUGAACGCCGCCCGUGAUCGCCUUUGCGAGAUUGUCCACCAAGAGCUCUCUGGCCGCAUUACGCAUAUCCUCCAGAGACCAUUAUCACCCUGCUGUGAGCGUACCGUUUUCGAACUCCUUCGGGAGCUUCAGAGAAUACAAGCCUGGCCUUACGAUAACUGCUUCACGAACCAUGGAAUUGACGAGCUGCUGAAUCGUCUGGCCCACUUCGACGCGGAUCGAAUGCACAAGUACAUUGAUCCUGCCACGAACAGUCAAUUCAACUGUGUUAUGUGCAGCAUGGAUUGGAAAACUAUUGUUGAGUCCACAGCGACUCGCGUAGCUGGCUACUUUGAUGGACUGUGUCUUGACUGCGCGCUGAGGACUGACGAGAACCCUCCUCCUGGUGGGCAAUACGACAAAAAGGACUACUGGGACUGUUUAGAAAGCCACGAUCGGUACGAUCGGAAAUGUCGGAUCCAACACGGAGAGCCCUCAUGGUACUUUAGCUUCAUGGGAGAGCAGCGAGAACUACAAGCAACCCCAGCUCAUGGUGUUGGUCUCCCUUAUCGUCUUUCCAACCAAUGUUGA